GCUCUGGCCAAACAAGGCCACUGGUCACUCACCGCUGGAAGUAGCACUCUCAGAGGCCCUUCUCCAUGGAGUGUUUCAAAAUAACAAAAAAUUUCACGUUGCCUUUUUCCACCUAAGUCUGGGCAACAAAGUCAGAUGCAGAAGCUGAGAAUGAACGUGCAAAUCCUGCUUGAUUUGAAUGGUAUGAUGCUCUCAGGGAUCGCCUAGACAUCCCUUAGAAAAACCCCGAGUAAAGGCGGCCGCGGAAGACAGCCCAAAGAUGACCAGCCAGUCUCCAGAGGAUCCUGCCGAGUCUCCCGUCUCCGACGAGCUCGAGUGUAAGAUCUGCUACAAUCGCUACAACCUGAGGCAGAGGAAACCCAAAGUACUGGAAUGCUGUCACCGCGUCUGUGCCAAAUGCCUUUACAAGAUCAUCGACUUCGGAGACUCCCCUCAGGGUGUCAUCGUGUGUCCUUUCUGUCGGUUUGAGACCUGCCUGCCCGAUGACGAGGUGAACAGCCUCCCCGAUGACAACAACAUCCUCGUCAACUUGACUUGUGGAGGAAAGGGGAAGAAAUGCCUGCCGGACAAUCCCACGGAGCUGCUGCUGACCCCCAAAAGGCUGGCCUCCCUGGUCAGCCCUUCCCACACUUCCUCCAACUGCCUAGUGAUCACCAUCAUGGAAGUACAGAGAGAGAGCCCUCAGUCUCUGAGCUCGACCCCCGUGGUGGAGUUUUACAGGCCCACCAGCUGUGACUCUGUGGCUGCCGUGUCCCACAACUGGACGGUGUGGAACUGCACCUCUCUGCUCUUCCAGACGUCGAUCCGGGUGUUGGUUUGGUUGCUAGGGUUGCUAUAUUUCAGCUCCUUGCCCUUAGGGAUCUACUUGCUGGUCUCUAAGAAAGUCACCCUCGGGGUCGUCUUUGUCAGCCUUGUCCCCUCGAGCCUUGUCAUUCUUAUGGUGUACGGUUUUUGCCAAUGUGUAUGCCAUGAAUUUUUAGACUGUAUGUCAUCCCCUUCGUAA
Messenger RNA from Vombatus ursinus (common wombat), 1003 nucleotides. It is a transcript of the gene RNF182, whose product is annotated as ring finger protein 182. The record is from RefSeq and is a predicted model, not a curated record. The transcript has 2 exons. NCBI's taxonomy places the organism in Eukaryota, Metazoa, Chordata, Mammalia, Diprotodontia, Vombatidae. Bases 260 to 1003 code for a protein of 247 amino acids.